This is a messenger RNA of Microdochium trichocladiopsis, 1803 nucleotides long. RefSeq names its product hydrolase. The transcript has 3 exons. Gene Ontology annotation, molecular function: dipeptidyl-peptidase activity. NCBI's taxonomy places the organism in Eukaryota, Fungi, Ascomycota, Sordariomycetes, Xylariales, Microdochiaceae. The record is from RefSeq and is a predicted model, not a curated record. Bases 1 to 1803 code for a protein of 600 amino acids.
AUGCCAGGCGUCACCACUCAAGUCGCUGUAAAGCGCAUCAGCGAGCCCAAGGUCGGCGAGAAUGGCUACACUGGCUUCCACCCGGGCAAGGUCGAUGUCUUCAAGGCCGGCAGCCAGCCUUUUGGCGCCGACACAAAGGCCCUGACGAGCGACAUCCAGCUCGAGCACGACAUCGAGAUUGUUGUCCGCGAUGGCGCCCGCCUGUAUGCCGACGUCUACCGCCCGCAUAACUGGGAUGGCGGCAAGAUCCCGGCAAUCCUGAGCUGGUCCCCCUACGGCAAGAAGUACAGCGCCCUGGACAUGCUCCCCAUGACCAUCUGGCAUUCCUGCGUCAGGAGGGACGACCUGUCCGGCCUGGAGAAGUUUGAGGGCUUGGACCCGGCGCACUGGUGCCCUCGCGGGUAUGCCAUUGUGUCCGUCGAUGCCAGAGGCGCAGGCAACAGUGAUGGCCACAUUGGCGUGCUGGGCACACAGGAAGGCGAGGACGGGCACGACGUCGUCGAGGCUAUUGCCGCCAUGGAUUGGUGCAACGGCAACGUCGGCAUGGCAGGAAAUUCGUAUCUAGCCAUCUCGCAGUGGUUCACAGCCGCUCAGGCACCGCCUUCCCUCAAGGCCAUCGCUCCCUGGGAGGGUCUCAGUGACCUGUAUAGAGAACAGUUCUGCCGCGGAGGCCGCUUCAGCAUGGACAACUUCGACCUCAUCACCAAAGAAAUCCUUCGCGGCAAGCCCUCUUCAGGCGUUGAGGACAUUGCUGAGAUGUACCGCCGGAGCCCCGUGAUCAAUGACUUCUGGCGCGACAAGCGCGCCGACUUCACCAAGAUCAAGUGCCCCGUGUAUAUCAAGGGAUCCGACGUCAGCGGCCUGCACAACAUGGGCUCGAUCAGGGCCUGGCUCGAGAUCCCGCACGAUCAGAAAUGGAUCCAGUGGGGGGCAGAGCAGGAGUGGUUCGAUCUGUACAGCAUUCCGCAAUCGAACGUGGACCUGGCUCAGUACUUUGAUCACUAUCUCCAAGGCAAGGACACAAAGUGGGUUGAGCAGACGCCCAAGGUGCGGUGGACCACGCUGCAGUACGGCGAUAGGAAGCCAACCCACGAUAUCAAGCUCGCCGGAUUCCCCGUGCCGAACACAGAGUACAAGGAGCUCUUCUUCGCACCGGACAGCCGCCUAGCCGAGUCGGCACCAGCAGGACCUGCCCAGAGAGUGUCGUACAACUCCGAGCAAAAGGGCUCGUGCGUCGAGUUCACACACACGUUCCCCACCGCGUCGCGACUCCUUGGUCUGCCCAAGGCCAUUCUCUACAUGUCCUGCGACGCGCGGGAUGACUUUGUCGUCUACGUGCAUCUGCGCAAGAAGGACAAGGACGGCAAGGAUCUCUUGCAUCUCAACUUCCCGAUCGAGCGGACGCCCAUCAAGAGCAUAAGCGAGCUCGAGACCAAGAACAUGCACGCCGUCAACACGCAUUCCGGCCAGCAAGGCAUUCUGAGAGCAUCCCACCGCAGGAUUGACAGGGAGAAAUCGAUCCACCCGCAGUUCCCGUUCCAUCCGCACGAGAAGCAGGAGAAGAUUGAGCCGGGCACCGUCGUCAAGUUGGAAAUCGGCAUCUGGGCAAUGGGGGUCGAUUAUGAAGCUGGAGAGAGCAUCACUGUCAGACAAAAGAUUGGUGGUCACAACUUCACCGCGGCGGAAUUCACAGCUUGGUCGCUGCCGAGGCCGGACCAUGAACUCAACAAGGGCGAGCACAAGGUGUACUUUGGCGGCGAGUACCCGAGUUCCAUCAUCCUGCCGUAUGUUGGCGCUCCGUAG